Hemicordylus capensis (graceful crag lizard) is the source of this 4368-nucleotide messenger RNA. Its product is annotated as kyphoscoliosis peptidase-like. The record is from RefSeq and is a predicted model, not a curated record. NCBI's taxonomy places the organism in Eukaryota, Metazoa, Chordata, Lepidosauria, Squamata, Cordylidae. The coding region runs from base 2150 to 4057 and encodes 635 amino acids. The transcript has 9 exons.
CGGAGGCUGCAUUCAAAAAAAAAAAAAAAAACAGUAAAGGGGAGAGGAAAAGGCUAGCGCCCGUUAUUAUAACGGGCUUCAGAACACUAGUGACCUAUAAAGCCCUAAACAGUUUGGGCCCUGGGUAUUUAAGAGAACGCCUUCUUCGUCAUGAACCCCACCGCCCACUGAGAUCUGCUGGAGAGGUCCGCAUGCAGCUGCAACUGGCUCGUCUGGUGGCCACUCAGGGAAGGGCCUUCUUCGCUGCUGCCCCGAGGCUUUGGAAUGUGCUUCCUAGUGAAAUAAGAGCCUCCCCAUCUCUGAUAGCUUUUAAAAAGUCUUUAAAAAACACAUCUCUCCACCCAGGCUUUUAAUUAAUGAUGUUUUAAUGGGUUUAAUGCUGUUUUAAAAUAUUAUUUAAAAUUUUUAAAAAUUGUUGUCAUGUCCUCCCCCCCCAUUUUUUCCUUAACGAAUGUUUUACUUUGUUUUUACUCUGUUGUAAACCGCCCAGAGACGUAAGUUUUGGGCGGUAUAAAAAUGUUUUAAUAAAUAAAAUAAUAAUAAUAAAACAAUUCAAUUUCUAUACCGCCCUUCCAAAAAUGACUCAGGGCAGUUUACACAGAGAAAUAAUAAAUAAAUAAGGUGGACCCCUGUCCCCAAAGGGCUUGCAAUCUAAAGAAACAUAAGAUAGACACCAGCUACAGUCACUGGAGGCACUGUGCUGGGGGUGGAUAGGGCCAGUUACUCUCCCCCUGCUAAAUAAAGAGAAUCACCACAUUAAAAGGUGCCUCUUUGCCAAGUUAGCAGGGGUCAUGAAGCUCAUAUUUUAUAUGAACUUAUAUGAAGUUCAGAUUUUUUUUGCCCAAAUGUGCAAAAUAUCCCUGAGUCAUGCAUGAUCCUCAGCAGAGGUGUUGCGAGGCAGCCGGGGGACAAGGUUGACCCGGGGGCCUCAUGUGCACCCCCAGCACCCCAAGCCUCACAUCCCUUCUGUCUGAUGUAAGGGGGUGGGGCAACCUAGACUGCCCAAGCCUUUCCCUCCCCGUUUCCUUCAACUCACCGACACCAUUUGGUGAAGAGUGGGAUGGUGGCUGCCACCACCGUGGACAACAGCGGCACCGGCUCAUUGGCACGGAGCUGGGCCAGGUGCGGGGCUGCAGGAGGUCACCGUCCUCUGCUGGGGGCGUGGCGGUGGAGGAUCAGGGCCGGGAAGCCCCUCUGGUGGCUCCUGCAUGGCAGCCAGGGGGCGGAGCAGCGGGAAGAAGGAGGAGGAGGAGAAAGCGCUGCAUGCCCCAGCUACAGGGCACCAGCGCCCGGUGCAGUAAGGGCAGCGGCGGCAGGGCGCAUGCACCCCGAACCUUGUGGGCCACUUGUUGACCCUGUGACCCUCCAGGCGAGGGGACAUUUGUUCCCCCUUGUCCAAUGGAUGCUACGCUCAUGAUCCCUCAGGGAUAUAGUUUUGAGUGGCACAGAGCACUUCCAGGGGAAGAAGAGGUCAUUGAAAUUUGCCCCCAUCACUGAGCUAGCAGUGGAACUGAGAUAGUUAAACCUUUCAGGCACAGGCACUUCUCCCAUUGCACUAGUGCUUUGUUAGGAUGUCAGCUGUCCCUUUUAAACAGCAGUUUAAACCUAGGCAUGUAUUCAUUAAAAAAAAUGUAUAUCCCACCUUUCGGUCCUGAAAUUCAAAACGGCUUACAAAACAUCAGUUUAAAACAACAUAAAUGAAAAACAAUAUGAAAAACAUACCACCGGGCAAAAAAAAAAAAAAAAAAAACCAAACCCAAUAUCAAAUGAUGUGAAAAUGCCUGGCAAAACAGGUUAAGUCUUUGCUAGCUGUUGACACACCGCCAGAGAGGAAGUCAGACAGAUCUCUUGUGGUGGGGGAGAAAGGGACUUUCACAGGGUGGUGACAGCUAUUAAGUGAACUUCCACAGGAGGGAACAAAUGCUAGAAGGGGGCUUCGCUAGUCAUUCCCAGGGGGUGGGAUCAUGGGCAGAUUCAUGUGGGAGAAAGCAGCCCUUCAGGUCCCUGGUUCCAAGCUGUUCAGGGCUUUAAAAGUCAUCACCAGCACCUUGAUCAAGCUAGUCAAACUACUCACCAUACUACAAAAUAAUUUCAUCCAGGUAUGCUGUGAUGACGCACCUGGCUUUUUCAACAACUACAGUCUCAGUAAAUGUUCCCAUUGUAUUACAUUUUACGUAAUGUUAUAGAGACAAAGUUCAGAUUUGGCAUAAGUGUAGUGUUUCCCCAACAAGGAAACAAAGCAUUUGUUGGCUCCAGUGCCUCGAGGAAGAAAUAUUCUCUCUACACUCCUUUUUUCUUUGAGGGAAAUAAUCAAGCAAGCAGGCUUCUGAGCAAAAAAGCUCACAUCUGUGGAGGAUGGUGUUUACUGAGUCCUUGUGUCAGCCGAUCCAGCAGGCAUUCUCCUUCCUCUGCUUCUGGUGUGAGUAGCUUUCAAAAUGCUGGCAGACUGGCACCACCUCCUGGGGAACAAGACAGCUUUGAUUAUCCAUGGGAUAAAUCCAGCCUAAAGUCUAUGCCAAUAGACUUGAAACAGCUGAAGAAACUGGAUGCCUAUGCAUCUAAGGUGGAUGUCAAGGACAGUAUAGAAACUCUGGUGAAUACCCUGCUCCAAAAAGCUCAUGGUGACCUGGAGAAGGUCCGAGCCAUUUGGAUAUGGAUUUGCCAUCAUAUAGAAUACAGUAAAGCUGAGAAGUCAUAUGAGCCAGCUGAUGUAUUUCGGUUACGAAAGAGCAUUUGUGCUGGAUAUGCUGCCCUCUUUCAAAAAAUGUGCAGUAUUGCAGGGAUAGAAUGUAAGAGAUUGUUAGGAUAUUCCAAAGGGUCUUCCUACAAAGUAGGAAAAGACUUUAAGGACACUUAUCAUGCCUGGAAUGCAGUUUAUCUUGAUGGAAGAUGGCACCUGUUGGACAGCACCUGGGGAAGUGGCAGUGUGGAUGACACCUGCAGCAAGUUUACUUUCAGAUACAAAGAGUUUUACUUCCUUACCCACCCUGCUCUUUUUAUUAACAAUCACUUCCCCGAUGACCACAAGUGGCAGCUUCUGAACCCAACUCUGACCCUGCAGCAGUUUGGAGACAAUAUGCAGUAUAGAACUAAGUUUUACUCAUUGGGGCUGCUUGCAGCAUCCCCAGGAACCUCAGUCUUUGAAACAGAUAAUGGCAAAGCAACUGUUUUCAUUGAGAGCUGCUCUCCAACCUUCUUCCAGUCCACACUUAAUGGGGUAAAUGACUGCUGUUUAACGACACUGCAGAGGAAUGGAAUGAAGCUGGAAGUCUAUCCCCAGAAGAGAGGGACCCAUUGUUUGAAUAUUUAUGCCAAAGCUUCAAGAAGAGAGAACUAUAGCCAUGUUUUAGAAUACUCCCUGAAGUGCGGUUCUGUUCACAAAAGAAUCUGCUUGCCCACAGUACUCAUCCAGCCUGUGGGGCCCAGCUGGCACAGUGAAAAGAAAGGGAUUCUGAGGGCCUUGCCUUGCCACCCAAUAAUCCAUACUGAUGAUGGGCGUUGUGUUGUCACUUUCACCCAGAGUAAAAAUCUGGACUUCUUUGUCACACUGGACUCUGAUACCAGCAGUGUGCUAGAUGCUACAAGGAGGCGCCAUAUCUGGAAAACCUGUCGAGGAAACCAGGUGGAAUUAAAGAUUCACCUCCCCCAUGCAGGGGACUUUGCCCUUUCUAUCUGGGCAAAGAAAAUAUCUGAUCCAGUUAGCUAUGACUGUGCUCUCAGCUACCUCGUCUCCUGCUCAAACACAUUUGUGAGAUGGCCAGUUUUCCCAAAGAAUUUUACAAAUUGGGAGGAUGGUUUUGAGCUAGUAGCACCUCUUGUGGGUAUACUGCCAAGCAGCUGCAUGGCACAGUUCAAGCUCAAGCUUCCUGGUGUAGCUGAGGCAUCUGUUCAGUGUGGAGAGAUUCACCCAUUGAGUCUCAGUCAAGAGGGUUUCUGGGAAGGAGCUUGCCAUACUUCUGGUGUCUCAAAGGUGAUUGUCAGAGUGUCCAAAAAUGAUGACAAUAUUUUCUGGCCCUUGUUGGAGUACAAAGUAGAGAGCCAACAAAUGAGCAAUUAAUGGCAGUGGCUUUUGUUCCUAGAUGUACUCACCCUGUUUGAGGGGCCACAAACAGGAUGCCUCAAACAGGAUGCCUUUGAGUACAGGGGAGUAAUCAGCAGGAGAAAGGGCAUGCUCUCAUCUCCUGCCUGUAGGCUUCCAGUGCCAUCUGGUGGGCCAUUGUGUGAAACAGGAUGCUGGACUAGAUGGGUCUUGGGUCUGAUCUGGCAGGGCUGUUCUUAUGUUCUUAUGGGCCAUCUCUAUCUAGCCUUGAUACAGAGGGCAAUUUUAGGUACUUUGUAAAUAAAAUAAACAAACCAUCUCUCUCUCUC